AUGCGGCAAAGGGGGAAGGAUGAUAAAAGUAAAGGAACAGAAAACACAAACAAUGAUUUCAACACUACCAUGGCAGAACUCAAUGCACAGCGGGAGGAGUUUAAAGCACGCUUAAAAUCUCAGAGUGCUACUCUCAAAGCGCAGAUUAAUGAGGUGCAUUCCUCACUUGAAAAACUUUUAGCCAGUGAAUUGAAACGCCUUGAGCAAUUGAUCGCGAUGAGAUGAAAGCUGAGAUGGAUACCAAAAUAAGCCUACUGCAGCAAAACCUUGACCUUGAUAUUGGCCAUGUCACGGCUAGAAUGGAUGCAUUCGAAUCGAAACUGGAAGAAGCAAAAUGCUAUGUCAACUAGUUUCAAUCGGAUGUAUCUAUCAUCAUUGUGGGCCUCGCCUUAACCGAGGGGGAAAUCUCUCGGGAGAGAGCAAAUGCUUUACUAUUCGAGGGGCUAAAAUGUGAUCCGGUGCCUGAAAUCGUCAACACAGAGCGAACGACACCGCAAGGACAGGGGCCUGGGGUGAUCAAGGUGGAGUUCCGAACCGUGCAGGACAAAGUAGGGGUGCUGCGUCGUAAGAAGAAUUUGAGGGACAACGAACUGUUUAGCCAAGUUUUCAUUCACGCUGCUAAGUCACACAUAGAGAGGCUGAUCAACUUAAACUUCAGUACCCUUCACAGUGAACUCCCUGUGUGGAAAGGAUUAUUUCCUGACUGGGAACGGGAGACUGGUGAAACGUGACCAACAGCAGGACCCCAGCAGGACCCCCGCAAGUGAACCCACAAGACGGAGGUCCAACCGGGGGGAAGGGGUUGAAUGA
This is a messenger RNA of Xyrichtys novacula (pearly razorfish), 810 nucleotides long. NCBI's taxonomy places the organism in Eukaryota, Metazoa, Chordata, Actinopteri, Labriformes, Labridae. The record is from the annotation of a GenBank genome assembly.